Aegilops tauschii subsp. strangulata is the source of this 1547-nucleotide messenger RNA. The record is from RefSeq and is a predicted model, not a curated record. Lineage: Eukaryota; Viridiplantae; Streptophyta; Magnoliopsida; Poales; Poaceae.
ACUUUUGCAUACGAACUCGGAUGAAAAAGUUUUUUAUAUGAAAAAUCAUCUACUCGAAAAGUUACAUACGAAUUUAACCCACGGUAGAAGGCGUUACGGUAGGAAUCCCACCGGAUCUCCUCCCUCUUCAGUCUUCCUUGCGCCGCCAGCAGUAUAAAACAGCGCUCCUCCCCAAGCAUCCCCAAUUCUUCGCCAACAAAAUAUUGAUCUUGUUCUUGGCUACGUGGUUGAGAGCUGAUAGUCUCCAUUCCAGAAAUUGUCGGGUUCAAUUGGAUCCCAACCCCACUCUUCAGGUACUCGGCGAAUCUCUGAUGAUAAUCUCCGUGUCUGUACUGUACAUGGUUCUUUGAUAUUACCAAGAGAAGAAACGAGAAUCAUCAUCACAAACAUUCAACGAGUUCCUUGUUCUUUCUUCUGAUUAUCAGGAGGUCCGCCCGCCAUCGCCAUGGGCAGCCGGUUUGUGAAUCUGUUGGCCAUGAGCUGCAACGGUGGCCCCAGACACUUCAGCCUUCACUGCUUGAACCCGGCAAACUUAUUUCACCCAGCCCGGUCACGGCCAGCGGUUCGAGUAGUUCAUCGACGGCCAGCGGACGCCCCGCUGCCUCCGCCGUCCCUGUCAUUCGACUGGCCCUGCAGGAAGGGCGAACAGGCGUGGAUGAAUUUCAUUGCUUUCGGCCCCGGCCGGGAAAACCUCCUCGCCGUGGACCAAAUCGGCAAGAGCUUCUUGUACAACCAUGACUCGCGCUUGCUCCGCACUGGGAUGCCCAAGAUGUGCAAGCCCAUUAUCGACCCCAUCUCCGUUGCCGUGGGCGACAACCUGUACGUCAUGAGCGGCAACCCUGGCCGGCUGCCCGAUCGGGACUGCUUCCAGGCUCUCCUCCACACCCGCCUGCCUGCUAGCUACGCCCAAGACUGGUGCUGGUAUUCCCUCCAGCCACCGAUUUUCUUUACCGACGACGACGACGGGGAGGAUCGAUCCAGCUGCCGCGAUGCCCCAAUGCCCUUUGAAAUCAGUGCCUACACCGUGCUUGACGAUUCACAGAUCUGGAUAUCCACAUCUGGCACCGGCACAUACUCGUAUGACAUCGCGAGUGGCGCGUGGAGCAAACUAGGCAACUGGGCACUGCCGUUCAGAGGUCGCGCCGAGUACAUCCCUGAGCACAACCUCUGGUUUGGCUUCACACCCGACGAUUUGCAGCUCUGCACAUCUGACCUCACUGCCUCGUGUGAGUUGAGGCCGCCCGUGCUGCAGGAUGUGUGGACAGACGUGAACAGGCCGGAAGAUUGGACCCUGACAGACGCCAGCAUUGUGCCGCUCGGCUCCGGUCAAGUCUGCGUUGCCAGGUUCUUUCUUACCUGCCCAGAGGAGAGCAUUGAGGAUGUGUAUGGCUAUGUCCUUGAGAAAACAGAGAAUUUUGCUGUUCUCGAGGGCGUCAAAUUAUUAAAGGCUGGGUGGGCUCAGCUCCGGAUGGUUAAGCACAAGUCGGAGCGUUACGUCUUCGGCCGUGACCUUGUCAUACCGCUUUGAUAUUUUGUAGUACUUCAUC